Helicoverpa zea (corn earworm) is the source of this 11259-nucleotide messenger RNA. RefSeq lists its product as uncharacterized. The record is from RefSeq and is a predicted model, not a curated record. The transcript has 14 exons. Gene Ontology annotation, cellular component: catenin complex; beta-catenin destruction complex; cytoplasmic microtubule. Gene Ontology annotation, molecular function: gamma-catenin binding; microtubule binding; beta-catenin binding. Lineage: Eukaryota; Metazoa; Arthropoda; Insecta; Lepidoptera; Noctuidae. Gene Ontology annotation, biological process: negative regulation of microtubule depolymerization; cell fate specification; cell migration. The coding region runs from base 375 to 9197 and encodes 2940 amino acids.
ACCGCGUUCGCGAAUACGAAAUUGUUACUGUGUAAUUAUUUAGUUUUAAUUGGUUUUUAUAUGUGAACAUGGAGAGUGACUAGACUAGUGAUUUUAAUCAUCAGUGUUUUUUUUGUUUUAACUUUUUGCAAACAAAGCCCGCAGGGUUUAAUUGAAUCGUAAACGGGCAGAAAUCGCAACAUUAUCGGCGGAAUGCGUAGAAAUCGUUCUGCAUGAACGGUCCAAUCGAAGACCUAUCAUGGAGGUAACCAUCGGAUAGUGAACUAGUGUACCUUCGGUGAUUUCAGGCAUCACUGGCUAUUGUUUUAUGGCUGAUGCGUCGGUAGCCCUUUUAAACAUUAUGAAAUAAACUGUAAAACAAAGUGCUAAACAAAAUGAGUUCGCGGGACUAUUAUAAAGUGUCUUACAUGAACAAGGGGGCUGAUCGCUCCAGGGUCUCGGUAGACCAUGAUGUUCUCGACAACGAUACGGAGUUCAACGCGAACCAGUUCAAACUGUACGAUGACUUCACGACGGACCUUCGGAUGUCCUUCAAUCCUCUCCGACGCAACUUCCACGAUAUCACCAGGACUGAUAUGAUGAGGAGGAGGGGAGACCCCAACGAUUCUGGUGUUGACAUGGAAAAUGGAAACCCUCUUGAAGAUGUGUCAACUUCUAACGAUAGUGAUUUGUUGGAGAACGAAGUGAUGGUAGAUCCUUGGAGCAGCAUGGACUCCUCGAAUUCACCGUUAACUGACUCCGGACCCUCGGCAAGUGAAGACUGCACCCCUUCCACUUCGAGUGAGCCCCAUCGCGGGCCUCUAGAUGCGUCUUCCCCUCUUUCGCCUGACUCGCGCCGCAUACCCAACCCAAAAGACACCAAAACCAAGAUUGCCCCCAAACACAUUCCUCCAAAAUCUUCAGACAAGGCGCGUUCGCGAGAGCUUACCCUUGAACUAGAGACCCUAGAGCCCGAUCUUAUUUCACGCCGGCCACAUUUUCUUGACGAAGAUUACCAACCGCCGUCCAAAUCAAACAUCGAAUGCCGAAUCCCCAAACCGCACUUCCUCGACCACUCACCGUCGCCUGAUGAGUUUGAUGAACGUAGUGACAUCACAAACCCGAACUUCCUAGACGAUGAUGUCGAAGGCGACGACAAUAAUGCACAAAAGAAGGCUGGUGCUCUACCAAAGCGACCACAGAAAAACCAGCCUUCAACUUACUCCAGCUCUGAAGAUCGGCCGCAUAGAACAAGUUACCGAAGCGCUUUACAUUAUGGGUUAGAAAGUGCGGCACGAUCGAGUGAGCGGGACAAAAGGGCUUCCCAACUAUACAGAGGGACCUGGCCAGGAGAGCGCGAUGUCUGGACAGGUCAUGAUUCCGCCAGCGUUCGCAGUUUCUCUAGUAACGGUUCCGCAGAGGGGGCGAGACCCUCAUCUAACUUAGAAAAUAAAAUGGAAUGCGUUUGUUCCUUAAUUUCUCUAUUAAGUUUAUCACCAGAAAACAACGCAGACUUAAGCGGACCUUUGUUAGAUAUGAGCCGAUCAGUUGAAAGUUGCAUUGCUAUGCGGCAAGCAGGAUGCAUCCCGUUACUCGUUCAGUUAAUACAUUCGAAAGUCCCUAGAGAAACUCGAGAUCGCGCGGCGAAGGCGCUUCGUAACAUAAUCCACACACAGACUGAUGACAAAGCAGGGAGAAGAGAAGCCCGAGUCUGGAGGUUGUUAGAACAAGUCAGAGAGUACUGUUACGUUUUAGAAGAUCUCGUAGAAAUGAGGAAAGAAGGAAAGGAAGUUAUAGAAGAUGAUGCGACCAAACAUCCGAGUCAGAGUGUAGCAGCUCUGAUGAAGCUAUCUUUCGAUGAAGAGCACAGACAUGUGGUGUGUCAACUGGGAGGAUUGCAAGCGCUGGCUGCGUUAGUAAGCGGUGACCAGGCGGCACACGGCAGCAGAACUGAUGACAACACAUGUCUAACCAUGAGGAAGUACGCCGGGAUGACAUUAACGAACCUCACCUUUGGAGAUGGCAACAACAAGUCCUUGCUCUGCUCCUUCAAGGACUUCAUGCUGGCUCUGGUUGAGCAGCUGGAGUCACCGAACGAUGACAUGCGACAGGUAACAGCAGCUGUUCUGCGAAAUCUUUCCUGGAGAGCAGAUACCAACAGCAAGCAAGUGCUGAGAGAAGUAGGCGCCGUCAAAGGUUUGACUAAAGCCGCAAUGACGUGUCAAAAAGAAGCCACGCUGAAGUCAGUCCUCUCAGCGCUCUGGAACUUGACAGCUCAUUGCUCAAUGAACAAGGUAGCCUUGUGUUCAGUUGAUGGAGCUCUAGGGUUCCUUGUGGACAUGCUCAGCUACAACUCACCGACGAAAACAUUAGCUAUAGUGGAAAACGCAGGUGGCAUCAUGAGGAACGUGUCGAGUCACAUCGCCGUUCGAGAAGAUUACAGGCAAAUUCUCCGCGAGAGAAAUUGUUUAAGUGUCUUACUGCAGCACCUCAAGUCUCCGAGUCUCACUGUUGUCAGCAACUCUUGUGGCACGCUAUGGAACCUGUCCGCGCGAUGCCCACAAGACCAACAAUUCCUAUGGGACCACGGAGCGGUGCCGAUGCUCAGAAGCCUCAUCCACUCCAAGCAUAAAAUGAUUGCGAUGGGUUCAAGCGCAGCCCUCAAAAAUUUGCUCAAUUCCAAGCCUGGCAAGACGCACAUAAUCUCUUUAGAUACGACGGCUAGAAAUAUGAAUCUUCCAGCACUUCCAACCCUGGGAGCGAGAAAGCAAAAAGCUCUGGAACAAGAAUUGGACCAAAACCUGGCCGAGACAUGCGACAAUAUUGAACCGGCAACGUCUCCGACUACAAGUAAUCGGGAAGAAAAGAAUCUGUUCACAGCCACUGAAAGGCAAAUCGCCAUGAAUUUAGAGCGACACAGGAUGACGUCUAGUUCGCCACUUAUGGGUACGCUGACUUCCCAAAUAUCUUUAAGUCACAGCGCACAUUUGGCUAGCUACUUGAGCUGCAGUAACACGUUAUUGAAAGGUGCUCUCGUCACUCGUUCAAACACGGGCAGUGCGGGUAACGUCAACAGAUCAGAGAGCAAGGAUUCCGUCACCAGUACUCAUUCAGACUCCGUGUUCGAAAGAGUUAUGCGUCCUGGCAAAGUGCCAGUACCUACGCCUCGGAACAAAGACCUAGUGAAGAGUGAAACUUCCAGUGAAACGUUUAAAGGAUCUUCGAAGCAACACAAAGACAACUCUUUCCUUCGAUAUCCCACUCAACCUCCAAUUCCUCCUCCUAGAAGUACCACAGAAAUGAGAACAAAUUAUACAGAAUCUGGUUUUGACGUCGACCAGGAUUCUUGCGACCAGCCCAUAGACUUCAGUAGGAAAUACUCGGAGACUAAAAAUACCGAGUCUGAGGUUGAAAAGCCAAAGGCAGAUAACAAAAAGUAUUCGAAGAAAGACAGCCCCACCACGUUCGGUGAUUAUCAGGAGACGGAUUUAGACCAGCCUACGGACUAUUCGUUACGUUACGCUGAACACCAAUCGGAGACAGGUUCAGACUUGUCCGAGCCGCCUGGUCCCUCCGUCCACGAGGACACCAUCAAACAUUUCGCAACUGAAGGCACUCCUUACGAAACUCCUGCCAUCUUCUCAACAGCUACUUCAAUGUCAGAUUUGAGGGUUAUCGGGAAGGACAAUAAGAAAGCCGCGACCACUGUCAAACCGAAUCCUGAGGCGAUGACGCAUUCUGACGAAAAGGACACUUGUUCCAUCGAAGACCCGCCGAACAUCGACAACGACAGAGCAGCUUCAACGCCCCAACCUAUCUCUGUGUCCGAACCGAUACCUGAGAAACGAGAAGAUUUUGACAGUAAGUUCAGCUCGGGGAUGAUAAGUCCUGAGAAGCCGGUGAACUAUUGCGAUGAGGGUACUCCUGGGUACUUCUCGAGAGUGAGCUCUUUGAGCAGUCUUGGCGAGCCCACUGAAGAGGACUGUUUAGCUAAGAGGAAUGCUAUGGCGACCAUCAACGUGGACCCAAGUCCUCCCGAACAAAAUACCAGCAGUUCUGCUAAGGACAAAGAAGGUUCAAAAGCAGUGACUUUCGCAACGGAACCUGUCUCCGUGUGCACGGGUUCUGAGCCCGCGUCGGCUAGGGCUUCGCCCCCGCCGCAGCGCUUCGUGGAGGACACGCCGCUCAUGUUCUCUCGCUCCAGUUCGCUCGGAUCGCUCCCUGAGUGCUCGCAGCAAGAUGACCAGGGCUCUGUGGUGUCUGAAGUUAGCCGCCUAACAUCAGGCUGCAUCUCCCCGAGCGAGAUCCCCGACUCGCCCGGCGCCAGCGCGCCGCUGUCGCCGCGCGCCCGCGCCGCGCCCGCCCCGGGCUCGCUCACCGCCAUGUCCACGCCGCCACAAGAGCCAUGUGUAGGCUCGGUGUUUGAAGAGCGCGUAUCCCGGUUUGUGGUGGAACAUACUCCUGCGCAGUUCUCAGCAGCCACCAGCCUCUCCAGCUUGACUAUUGAUGAUGAGCCAAAGUUGCCCAAGCAAUCGUUGAAAUUAUUACCAAGACUCACACACGAGGAAGAGAUCGACGCAUCACCGAGCAAUAACCCAGAUGACGUAUUACAGGACAACAGAAAUAGACACCAAAUGCGGACAAUGCGGUCGUCGAACACAGUUCCUAUUGAACCUUUGAGAGGAACUCAAACCCCAGGCGAAGUAUGCAAAGUAUACUUCACAGAAGACACACCAGCCAUUUUGUCGAAAGCCGGCAGCAACUCCAACCUGUCCGCUCUGUCCAUCGACUCUGCGCCCGCGCCGCAAUUGCACGACUCACGUGAUUUGCACGAAGAAAGCGAUUUGCACGACUCACGCGAUUUGCACGACUCACGCGAUUUGCACGACUCGCGCGAUUUGCACGAUGCGCAUGAUACGUCUGAUAGCUCGAAUUUGAGCGAUGCGGGUGAUUUGUUAGAAGAGUGCAUACAGAAGGGUAUUGCUAAGGUGGUGAAGAACAAAGGGCCGACUUCUGACGUCAACUCGUACAGAGAUGAAGUUUACAGAUCCCUGCCACCAUACUUGCGUUCUUCGACGGAGACGGUCAGAAUGUCUCAUGAGUUCGCCAGGAAUGUUCGGGACAGUAGGUCGGGCAGCUCGAGUCCGCCGCCGCCGCUGCCGCCCAAGCUCACCCAUGCGCCCGCGCCGCCCAGACCACCAGCACUUGAUGAUGGUCGGAGAUAUGAAAGUCGUCUACCCAUCAAGAAUGCAAGCAGCUCACGUGAUCGACCACGAACAGCGGACGUAGCCAACCUCGCUAGAAACGACUCACUCUCUUCCCUCAGUCUCGAUUCCUUCGGCUCGACCGACCGCGAGAUAUUCGAGGAAACAGUCAAAGCUGGCCUCUCCAGCGUCAAUCCUAGAGCUAAGUACUGCACAGAUGAACGUACCAGAGCUCAUUCAGCCGAAGGAGUCGCCGAUACUUCGCGAAGGGACCGAGUACCAAGGUCUUUAGACCGCGCUUCCAUGAGGACGAGACAUGAACCCGAACAGGGCAGCAUUCGCAGCAGUCGAGCGAGACGGCGACGGUCACCGACGGGUACAGCAGCAAGGUUAGAACGUAGUACGUCAUUGUCGUCGCUCAGUAACGAGUCGUUUGGUUCCACUGAUCGGGAGGUGUUCGAGCGUAGCGUGCAGCGGGGUAUGGCGCGAAGGCCUGAGGCGCGGCGCGGACGCUCGGACGACCGGCUGGAGGCGCGGCGCCGGCGGGGCGCGCUGGCGCGGGUGGGCGCGGCGCGGGCGCUGCUGGAGGAGGUGAUCGCACGCGGCGCGCGCCGCCCCAAGACAAAAAACGUGCCCCCGCCGUCUGCGGGGCGCGCGCCCGCAGGCGGGGGGGACAACCGCGACACACCUGGCUCUGACCGCACUAGCGACACGCCUAGCCAACACCCGCGCGUAGCUAGUGACGACACGCGUAGCGACCACUCGCGCGUAGCCGAUGACGUCACGCGUAGCAAGGACCACCUGAUCCCGCUCCCGUGUGACGUCACGCGUAGCAAUGAGCAGCUCGCGCCACGCUCGGCCGACACUACUCUAUCAGAUCCCGAGCGCGACCUCGACCGUUCCAACGAGUCCUACGCAGAUGUUCCCGACGACUGGAGCGAUGACGGCAAAGACCACGCAGACGGCGGCACUCUUACUCGACACUCCAAACAGAACAAACUCGAGUGGACAGACAUUAAAUACACCACCAAACCACUGGACGAUAUACCUCUACCAGACGAUAUCUCUAAACGUGACACCGACACGUGGAAUGAUAACACGUGUCCUGAUGACGUCACCUUCCCAACCAUCAGCGGUUCCGUACAUAUGGUGUCUUCCAUCCGAAGCGAAGUAGCCGACCAUAACACAACGUUACCCGACUUGCUAGAAAAAAGCGAGGUACCACCCACCAUGGCGUUCUCAAGGCCAGACUUGACCAACAAACUGGAGUUGGAUAGAGAAAUACCUCAGUCUCCAAUCGUCAUGAUAAUGGAUACCGAUUUAGAUGCUGAUCGACUGAUGUUGGACAGUGUACCUGAACCUAGUUUCACGUCCCUUGUCGAUGAUGGCGAGCAGAAGUUUGACUCCAUUCUUUCGGCUGCUAUUGAAAAGGAAGCGGCAAGAUUGGCUGCUCAACUGAAAAGUUCUCACUAUGGUAUGGAGAACAGUGUAACGUCACUCACUUCCUUAGACCUUGACAACGUCAAACCGCCGUCGAACCUCGGCAGCUUGUUGUCACUCAGUGCAUCAGGCCAAUGGGACGAAACUUCCCAAAUGUCGAAGAAAUCCCAAAAGAGUAGGAAGAAGUCUCUCCCUGUAGCCUUGAUGGUGAAACGAGCGCUCAGUAACUCCAUGAACCAGGGCAGUUCCGAACAUUUGGACAGCAAUCCCGUCAACUUCCUCGACAACGUGAAGCCUCCAUCAGAAAUGGAGAACAUUGACAUGGAGAGCAGCAUGAUCUCCGUCUCCAGCAUAGUGUCGGAAGUCGCGGAAGUCAGGGACCGCACUCCAAUAGUCUUCGACUUCAAACAGCCUAUACAAGACUUCCCCAUGUGCAGUACUUUCACUAACGUCUUCCAUGACCUAGACAAGGUUAACCCGCCAUCAUUGUUCGAUGAAAUUGCUGAAUCUACUUUAGAACUUGAACCCACUACUGCACAACCAAUGUACGACGAUUGCGUGUCCACUUUAAAUGUAGUCACUGAUAUUCCAUCAGGAUCUGAAAACUGUACGCCCAUACCUUCUGAUAUGAGCAGCGUGGAAUCUACGCCAAAGAGACAGAGAGAUCCCAAAUACCUGACUCCUAAAGAAAAGAGGCAUGCAGCUAAGGACAGAUAUCAAACCUACACUAUAACUGAUACAGUCGCCGAAAACGACGUUGUACUGGAAGUUGAAGAACCAUUCGUCACAUGGACCAAGUCGGAGAGCGAUAGAUCCGACGAGUAUGUCACGGCCACUUCCGAAAUAAAGUCCAGAAGGAAAUUAAGCGCCAAACAGAGGAGAUUGGAAGACAGAGCUAGGUACCAAACUCAAACUGUUGAUAUUAACACCAUAAUGCCGCAAGAACCGCCGCAGAAAGUUGUAGACCCACACUUAGAGAGUUUAAAACAGCGGCUGGCGGCUAAAAAGACCAUGAAACAAAAGCGAAUAGAAGACGCUGAACGUUUCAGAACAAGGACGUUAAGUGAAGACAUACCUCCUUCACCCACUUUCGUAACCAAAGACGCAAACUUCGAAAAUGUCGAGACGACAACUGGUUACGAUAGCUUGUCAUCUAACGAGCUGAACCACCAACAGAUAUCGGAUGACAGACAAGAUGACGACGUAUUCUCACGAGAAACUGACAGCGGGAACAAUGAGGAUGACUUCGAACUCAACUCCACACAAAUGCAAACUUACACGAAGAGCUUCAGAAACUACUUGCCCGUCAUCGAAAGCCCUGCAGCAGUCGACAUGUGUGUCGUGUACAACCUAAAAAAUAUAGAAAUGACCGCGUCAUACAAACGCACGAUACAAAUGCAGUGUGAUAAAAACCAGAACCCAAGCAGUAGUGACUUCGCGAGCUACGAAGGUGAUAGUAAUUCUGAAGAUAAAGCUCAUUCGGAGUCAGACCCGGAGACCUCCCGGCCUAAGCCGAAAAUUAUCAAACCCGCUCGACGUGACGAAAGUCUUGACUCCAACGAUUCGCUUGAAAAGGAGAAUGACGCUCCUAAAGCUAUUAGAGGCAGAAAGAAGGCCAUGUAUGUGUCUCCAUACAGGCGAAAUGUACCCGCGGCUCCUAAAAAGCCCGCGACUCCGCAAACCAAAGUAGCACCUAAGAGUGCACCCCCAAAACUCACAAACCCCGUCAAAGCCCACACAAGUGCCAAAACGCCUAAACCUUCCGUUUCUAAAACUCCUAGUGCAAACACUUCCCCUAAAAAAUCUCUUCCGAAAUCCCCCACUAAGGUGCAACAGAAACCUAUAUGUAUACCUCCUGUUGCCACCAAACCGUUACCUUUAGAACGACAAGGAACGUUCACGAAGGAGGACAGUUCUGUGCCUACUCAGGACUUGCCUGUGCCAGUCCCGGACAAAAAGACUGCAGUUCCCAAGGCAGCUAAGGCACCUACGCCGAAUAAAAACAACACGUCUCCUUCACGACUUCCGCAGUUCAAUCGUACGAGACCACCACCAGCUAAAGCUAGCCAACCCAAGCCUUCCACGUCUAGGGUCACUAAGAAACCCGAACCGACCAUGAAGAACUCGCUUUCGAACCACAGCCUCCAAAGCAAUGAAAGUGGAAAGACCAUCACCAUAGCUUCGAGAAGCUCUCGACAAGGCAGCACUUCUAGUGUCAAUUCCAUACAGUCUUCUAAAACUAACUCAAAAGACAUAGAAAGCAAAAUAGCAAGCUUGUGGAAGAAAGUAGAACAAGCAAAGAAAUUGCCGGCUAAAGCUGAGAAAAAGGUUUGGAUAGAAGCUGAUAAGGAACCUCCCAAACUUAUCAGGAGUUCGACCUUUGAAGGGCAGCCGAAGGCCUCUGUACCUUCGGCUCCUAAGCAGAAAUCUGCUAUAGGUAUACGAGUGUCACAAAUACCUAGUUUAAGGCCAAAAACUGUACCGAGCAAACCCGCAGGACCAGUGAACAGUGCUAAAAAAACAAAUACUAGAGUUUUCACCAGGAAACCUGUAAAUGGACAGCUAACAUCUUAAAUAUUAAUGUUUUAUGGAGUUUUAAUGUUCUUAGUGUUAUGAGGUCUGCCAAUCAAACAGCCGUAUGACUCAGUGAUAUACAGACAUAAUUACGAUGUAUUAAAUGUCGAUUAAUUAUAUAACAUUUGACCUCAUGAUUUGUGAAACCAGUGAAAUAUAAUGCAUUGCAAUUUUUUUGCUGUGGGGCCUACACACUGUUGUGUGAAACCGGUCAAUUAAAAAGUAAUAUUGUAAUACAAUGCAUUGACCUUCUCUAUAGCAAAAUAUAUGCAUAUGUGUGGGUGUUUCACACGUACACUAAGUUCUAUACUGACACAAUAGUAUCUGAGUUUGAUUACCUUGCUGGCUAUACUUAGCUUCCUUUAUUCUCAAAGCCGCAUUGAUUGCUGAAAUAAAUAUCGAUUAAAACAAGUUAAAUAGGCGAACAUUUACAAAUCGAAUACCCACAUUAUUGUUAAUCUAUUACAAUAAAUAAAUUAUCAUAACACUUCAAAUGUUUGACAAAAUAAUAUUCUUAUACUGGCUUACUUAUGAAUGUUGUCAAACCUUUGAGUGUGGUGCAGUGGUACAACUAAUGUUAUCGUCCAAUAUGGUUAUUAUAGGAAGGUUUAUCGAAUUCCUUUUCAUCGAAUAUAAGUGCAAUAUUGAUUAAGCUAUACUUCACUAACCAUCUUUCAGUUUGAUCGAAUAACCUUUCUGACGAGGAUGAAAGUACCACUAGCUAAAUUAACUUUAGAGAUUAAUUCUUGAUUGUGAAUUGUUCUGGAGAGUGAAAUACCAGUUAGUGACCUAUUUUCAUUAUUUCUUUUACAUUUCUUUUGUAUAUUUGUUGCAUUUAUUCAUAUUUUAGAGAUUAUAUGUUUGAUUAUCCUACGACGGAUCCUAUUAUUUCGACUGCAAUUUUAGUUUUAUAAGGAGAUAUAUUGAAAAACAUAGUCACAAUUCUUUUUCUACUGGCAUAAUAUUAUUAUUUACUGUUAUUUCGAGAUCGAUGAAUAAACUACAACAAUAUAUUUUAGAAUAACCUAUAGGACUUAACCCCAGGGGUUUUGAGUCAGCUUUAUUGAAAUCUAUUAUAGUUUAUUGAUAUAUCUCGAUGUUUAAUUAUCAUAAGUCGCGUUUUAACUGCCCGAAAGCGAAAAUAAAUGUCAACUUUUUUUGUAAAACCUUUUCCUAAAUUCUAUUUCCAGUUUCACACUGGAUUUUUUAGUGGAAACAUGAUGUUUUCUUACUAGAAAUACUACUGUGUGUGACUACUAAUAUUGUAAAUAUAUCCCCGCUAAAUUAUAGUUAAGGUUAACCGUAUGCAAUUUGUAUAUUUUUUCAUAAAAUUAACAACGGAAAUGUCGUUCGCUUUGGAGUAAAUUGAGGCCUCGCCGCUCCGCGCGGCACCAGGUUACCUGUCCCGACGGGCAAGUCUCAUUUUUACGUCUAGUCAGUAUGUUAGAUAAACGGGAUAAGUAAUUUUGGCGUAAGAAACGUAAUUUUUACAAAUGAAAGUGGAUCGCAUCGAUUGUAACAGUAAUCUUUAGGUUAUUAUUUAAUUAACUGGCUUCCUGUAGUUAGAUCGCAUUUACGGUUUUCACUUAGGAAAUAUACAUCGUUUCUGCAGGAAAAUCGAUACCUCAGUAUUUGCGGAUCUGUUUAUAUUAUGAGCCUAAAUUCUUGUAAUUUAACGUUUAAUCGCCAACAUUUGCUUUUCUUUCAUUCAGAGUAAAUUAUUAAUUAAAAUUGUACAAGUAAAACAUAUUUAAAGCAUCUAAGCUAAGGGCACGUUUCCCUGACCAAUUGCAGACGAAUUCCAUUACAGGCGCAGUGGAAACGCGACCUCAGUAUAUACCAAUAUAUAGUUAUACAUUAUUACCUAAAUAAUCAUGUUUAAAUGUCAUGAUUAGUACUGAUUCCUUUAUUAUACGUAGAUUAGUAGUCGCAUAGAUAAUUUUCUUUACUAUCACACGAUGUAGCGAACGCAUCAGUUUCAUGUAAUAAGCCAGUUUUAUAUAGUUGAAUAAAAUAGUUAUAAGGUGCGUAAUUUGAUGGUAAAUAAAGGAUAAUUACCGCA